AUGGGAUCGGUGAUCCCGGAUGUCGAUGCAUUCCCAGAAACUGGCACACCGCACCAUCACAAACUGGAAGGUUACGACCUGUACAAGAGUCUGGGCUCCCCAAAAUGCAUCGUGGCUCCCAUGGUAGACCAAUCGGAGCUUGCAUGGCGCAUACUCUGCCGCAGGUACGGCGCCGAUCUUGUGUACACCCCGAUGAUCAACGCAAAAAUCUACGUGCAGCAAGGCCGUGGCACUCAUCGCGUGCGGGAAGGGUUCUUUAACCAGGAUGUGGGCGAGGAGGGUGCACACACUCUUGAUCUCUGCGAUGAUAGAAAAGACUCUGACCGUCCGCUGAUCGUACAGUUCUGUGCGAAUGACCCGGAUAUGCUCUUAGAGGCAGCACAAGCCGUGCAGGACAAGUGUGAUGCGGUUGAUCUGAACUUGGGAUGCCCUCAGCAGAUUGCAAAACGCGGAAAGUUCGGUGCGUUUCUCAUGGACGAUUGGGACUUGGUGUUCCGUCUCAUCAACACAUUGCAUUUGAAUCUGAAGGUGCCCGUGACGGCCAAGUUCCGCGUGUAUGACUCGGUCGAAAAGAGCAUUGCUUACGCGCGUAUGAUACAAAGGGCAGGUGCGCAGAUUGUCACGGUGCACGGCCGUACGCGCGAAAUGAAGGGACACAAAACAGGCCUUGCUGACUGGUCCAUUAUGCGCGCUGUCAAAGAAGCGCUCGCGAUCCCUGUGUUUGCAAAUGGCAAUAUUCUCUACGCUCAAGACUGGCGUGACUGUCUAGCCUAUACUGGAUGUGACGGAGUCAUGAGUGCGGAAGGCAACUUGUACAACCCAACUCUAUUCCAUCGUGAGUUGGGACGAGAUCUGUCCGUGCUCUGUGAUCCAGCAGCAGAUCAUGCGCAAUUCGAACCUAUGCAGUUGAUUCGUAUCGCUCAUGAGUACCUUGAUAUCGUUGCCAGGCUCAAGACACCCACCUCUCACAGUGCGCUCAAGGGCCACAUGUUCAAGAUCACGCGCCCUGCACUGUGUAUCCAUACAGACUUGAGACCCGUUCUGGGCAAUGCACACACGUACGACGACGGCGAUGGCGAGCAUCAAAUCCGUGAGUAUCGCGCAUUUGUACAUGAGCUUGAGAAGCGCCUCGAAGCCGAUGCAUCACAACCAACAUACUAUACCCGACCAAGUGAGUUGCCACAUCACUACGUUGCUCCGCCGCAUAUCCAAGAUGCCUCUGAUCGAGCUACUCGACCAGACUAUAUUCCUCACUGGUACUUGCAACCGUACUUUCGUCCACCUUAUAAUCCACCACAACCCAAAGACAAUAAGGCAGACGCGUCUUCAGCACCAAACAAGGAGUCAAGCAAUGUGCAUAACCCACCGUCACCGUCCACAGAGGCUGAGCCUAGUGUGAAACGUGUGAAAAUAGAGUCGUAG
Messenger RNA from Malassezia globosa CBS 7966, 1422 nucleotides. RefSeq lists its product as uncharacterized. NCBI's taxonomy places the organism in Eukaryota, Fungi, Basidiomycota, Malasseziomycetes, Malasseziales, Malasseziaceae. The transcript has a single exon. The coding region runs from base 1 to 1422 and encodes 473 amino acids. The record is from RefSeq and is a predicted model, not a curated record. Gene Ontology annotation, molecular function: tRNA dihydrouridine synthase activity; flavin adenine dinucleotide binding. Gene Ontology annotation, biological process: tRNA processing.